Nerophis lumbriciformis (worm pipefish) is the source of this 1853-nucleotide messenger RNA. RefSeq names its product multiple inositol-polyphosphate phosphatase 1b (gene minpp1b). The record is from RefSeq and is a predicted model, not a curated record. Lineage: Eukaryota; Metazoa; Chordata; Actinopteri; Syngnathiformes; Syngnathidae. Gene Ontology annotation, molecular function: acid phosphatase activity; inositol phosphate phosphatase activity.
GGUCAGCAAAGCGGAAGCAGAAUAAAUAAAGGCGGGACUUUGCUGAAGAGAAAAGAGUGAAAUGCUUUGCUAAUUAGCGCCAUUUUCCAAGAGAAGAAAUGUUCUUCUUGCACUUCCUUCUGCACAUCGUCGUGACUUCCGCGGACGUGGCCAACAUCAAUAACAACAAUAUCAACACCAACAUUAACAACAAUAUCAACAUCGCCGCUCACUUCGGGACUAAAAGCCGCUACGAGGAGGUGAACCCGCACCUGCUGGCCGACAUCUUGGCCGUCAACCACUCCAUUCUGCGGCCUCCGGCCACCGAGCGCUGCUCCCCGGUCCAUGUGAGCGCCCUGGUCCGGCACGGCAGCCGCUACCCGACCGUCAACAACGUCCGCGCCAUCCGGAAGCUGAGCGACUUGCUCCGGAGCCAAAGGCCGCAAGAGUGGACGUCUUGGAGGCGGGACAUCCUGGACGGCUGGCGGAUGUGGUACACUGACGACAUGGACGGUGAGCUGGUCCACAAAGGUAGAGAAGACAUGCGUCACCUGGCCAGGCGUCUCUCCCUGCUCUUACCUUCUCUGCUGGGGGAGGAGCCAGUGCGCAGGGGGCGUGUCCAGCUGCUGAGCAGCUCCAAGCAUCGCUGUGUCAGCAGCGUGGAAGCUUUCCAGGAAGGACUUCACCUGCAAGCACACCUGUCACACGUCGACUACAGCCACAGAGUGGACGACCAGCUGCUGCGCUCCUUUGAGCGUUGCCCUGGUUACGUGGAGGGCGUGGAGAAGAACCACACGGCGCUGGCCGAGGUCCACAAGUUCCAAGACGGCCAGGAGAUGGACGGCGUGAGGACCAAGGUGGCGGACAAACUCGGCCUUCCUGGCGACAGCUUGACAGCAGAUCUGCUGGAGGCGGCGUUCUUCUUGUGCUCCUACGAGCUGGCCAUCAAGUCCCAACACUCGCCCUGGUGCUUCCUCUUUGACCAGGACGACGCUCAGGUUCUGGACUACAAAACCUGUGGUUCUCCCAGAAGGUUCUGGAGUACAAAACCUGUGAUUCUCCCGGAAGGUUCUGAAGUACAAAACCUGCGGUUUUCCCGACAGGUUCUGGAGUACAAAACCUGCGGUUUUCCCCACAGGUUCUGGACUACAAAACCUGUGGUUCUCCCAGCAGGUUCUGGACUACAAAACCUGCGGUUUUCCCAACAGGUUCUGGAGUACAAAACCUGCGGUUCUCUCGGCAGGUUCUGGACUACAAAACCUGCGGUUUUCCCGACAUGUUCUGGACUACAAAACCUGUGGUUCUCCCAGAAGGUUCUGGAGUACAAAACCUGUGAUUCUCCCGGAAGGUUCUGAAGUACAAAACCUGCGGUUUUCCCAACAGGUUCUGGAGUACAAAACCUGUGGUUCUCCUGGAAGGUUCUGGAGUACAAAACCUGCGGUUUUCCCCACAGGUUCUGGACUACAAAACCUGUGGUUCUCCCAGAAGGUUCUGAAGUACAAAACCUGCGGUUUUCCCGACAGGUUCUGGAGUACAAAACCUGUGGUUCUCCCGGAAGGUUCUGAAGUACAAAACCUGCGGUUUUCCCGACAGGUUCUGGAGUACAAAACCUGUGGUUCUCCCAGCAGGUUCUGGACUACAAAACCUGCGGUUCUCCCAGCAGGUUCUGGACUUCAAAACCUGCGGUUUUCCUGACAGGUUCUGGACUACAAAACCUGCAGUUCUCCCAGCAGGUUCUGGACUACAAAACCUGCGGUUCUCCCGGCAGGUUCUGGAGUACAAAACCUGCGGUUCUCCCGGCAGGUUCUGGAGUACAAGUUGGACCUGAAGCAGUACUGGAAGCGUGCGCACGGUCACGCCAUCAACAGCCUGUC